ACACCUGUUUUCUCUCUCUCUAAAAUUUUCCUUCCCUUUCUCGCUCUAGGAAAAAAAAACCUUAAUUUUCUUUCUCUCUGUAUAUAUGUAUAUGUAUAUAUAUAUAUUCUAUGAGCUGAAUCAGUAAAAUAAUAGUAUAUAAAAAAGAAGAAAAGGAAAAGUUCUGCUCUGUUCUACCUUGUUUUUCUUCAUUGUUUUUUGCUCUGAUCUUCGAGUUGUUGUGGUUUGUUGAUCAAUGAACAUGAUUUAGACUAAUCUGGACUAAAUCGGUGAAGAAGAUUUUUUUUUUUUUUUUAAAAGGUUGUUCGAUCAUGGCGGUCGUUGAGAAUGCUGGCUCGUCAAAUCGGACUGACUCCGAUGUUGAUCAAUCGAAGUCGAAUCAGACGGGGACACAGAACAUCAGCAGUAACCCUAUUUUGAGGUCAAAUGAUCAGAAUUUCCACAUGAUCGUUCAUCAGCAACAGAAGACAACACCAGCGAUUGCGAUGAACACUUCUCAGGUUAACGGUACUGGUAAUCAUAAGGCUGAGAUGAGUCUAGUUCAGCACGGAAUCAACGGGAAUGGUGUUCAGAGUCAUCCGAUGGUGGCGAACGGAGUCGAAUUGCGGAGAAAUGGUGAUGAUGGUGGUGAGGGUUUUAACCGCGAGAUGAGGGAUUUGGAGGAAAUGUUGUCUAAAUUGAAUCCCAUGGCUGAAGAAUUUGUGCCGCCUUCACUAGCUACCCACAUACCUCAACUUGGGUACACUGCCAAUUUUGUGAUGCAAACUAAUGGCAUUGCCAACGGAAACACUGCUAGACGGAAGAAGAAUAACUAUAGUAAUGGGAAGAGAAGGAUGAACAGCCGUACCAGUAUGGCACAGCGAGAAGAGGUGAUUAGGAGGACUGUAUAUGUAUCUGACAUUGAUCAUCAGGUUACUGAAGAACAACUUGCAGCUCUCUUUGUUAAUUGUGGACAGGUGGUCGACUGUCGUGUAUGUGGUGAUCCUAAUUCCGUUCUCCGUUUUGCCUUUAUUGAGUUCACCGAUGAGGAAGGUGCAAGGAAUGCUUUGAGUCUGUCAGGGACUAUGCUUGGAUAUUACCCAGUUAGGGUGCUGCCUUCAAAAACUGCAAUUGCACCUGUUAAUCCAACAUUUUUGCCAAGGUCUGAAGAUGAAAGAGAGAUGUGUGCAAGGACUAUUUAUUGUACAAACAUCGAUAAGAAGGUUACUCAAGCAGAUGUCAAACUCUUUUUUGAGACCAUUUGUGGAGAGGUUCAGCGCUUGAGGUUGCUUGGAGACUAUCAUCAUUCGACUCGUAUUGCUUUUGUUGAGUUUGUGGUGGCUGAGAGUGCAAUUGCUGCUUUGAACUGUAGUGGUGUGGUUUUGGGAUCACUGCCUAUAAGGGUAAGCCCGUCAAAGACACCUGUUAGGCCCCGUGCUCCUCGUGCAUUGAUGCACUGAGUUUCACUUCUUCUAAUCUGAUCUGCUGAUUUAUAUAUCUACCUUUUAUAUAUACAUAGUUAUGGACAUACUUGAGGUACUUGUGGCACUUAAGUUAUACCUUUUAUCCAUUGCGCAUCAUUGCCCAGUAUCUGUCGCCUAUAGAGAGCGUUGUCGUGGCUUGUUCUUGCAGCCUGUAGAGUUGGGAUGGAAUUUCGAGGCUAAUUUGGCUUUAAUUUAUGUUUGCUGCACAUUAUGUGGGAUUUCUGUAGGUUUUCUCUCAAUUUACUGAUAUUGUCCAGUUGUUUCUCUCUAACUCAUGAAGGAUUCUUCAAAGACUCAUUUUACUUGUUGAUUUC
This is a messenger RNA of Camellia sinensis, 1777 nucleotides long. RefSeq names its product polyadenylate-binding protein-interacting protein 12. The record is from RefSeq and is a predicted model, not a curated record. NCBI's taxonomy places the organism in Eukaryota, Viridiplantae, Streptophyta, Magnoliopsida, Ericales, Theaceae. Gene Ontology annotation, molecular function: RNA binding.